UAACCAAUACAAGGGUAAUAUAGUAAAAACACCCACACACAAAAAAAAAAAAAAACUCCAUCAAAACAGGCAAAGAAGAGUCUCACUCACACACAAAAUCAACCUAAAAGCCGGCCAAAAAAAUGAUCCUCAUUAAUCAGUCCGAUGACCGAUUAACCGGUAAAUCCAGGUAUUCUAACCCUACCAAACCUCCUUUCUCUCUCCUUCCACGUGUCCUUCCUCGGUUUCUCUUCCCUUGACGGACGGAACUUUCUUUACCGUCACACCCCUAAAACAUCAUAACAAACCCUUCUUUCUCUCUCUCUCUUUCUCUCUCCUCAAAAUCCCCAAAAAAAACCCUAAUUUUCUCUCUCCUAACCUCGCAUCUCAUCGUUUCAGAUCCAUGGAUGAAGAUGAAGAAAUCCGAUCACCUUCAUCACCACCACCUGAAUCUCCACCACCUGCUCCAAUCACAGUAACCGUCGCAGCAGCUCCUCCAUCAUCAACGCAGUCGCCAUUAACGCCGCAAACUCCGAGCUCUUUAACAUUAGCUCUCCCGAUCCAGCAGUUUCCUCGUCCUCUCGCUAUCACAUACGGCGGAAUUACCGGCGCAAUAAACGGUGGAAGUAGCGGCGGAAGUGGAGGUGGAGGAGGAGGAAGAGAGGAUUGUUGGAGUGAAGGUGCGACGUCGGUGUUGAUUGAUGCUUGGGGAGAAAGAUAUAUGGAGUUAAGCAGAGGAAAUUUGAAGCAGAAGCAUUGGAAAGAAGUUGCUGAUAUUGUUAGUAGUCGUGAAGAUUACGGAAAAGCGCCGAAAACUGAUAUACAGUGUAAGAAUAGGAUUGAUACUGUUAAGAAGAAGUAUAAGAUUGAGAAGGCGAAGAUUAGUAGUGGAUGUGGUCCGAGUCGUUGGGCGUUUUUUGAAAGGUUGGAUAGGUUGAUUGGUGGUUGUUCUGGCUCAACCCCAAGCCCGAACCCUGGUGUAAUAAAGGGUUCGGGGUUAAGUGGUGUGACAGUAACACCAGCUACUGCCACUGUUUCAACUGGUGGACCGGUUUCGAAAGCUGUACCAGUUGGAAUUCCUGUAGUUAGGAAUUGGAGACCUCCGAGUAUUGAUCCCAAAAAGUAUAUGGAGUUUUGGCAACGAGAGCAACAAAGGGUUGGACAAAGGCAGGUUUAUGGUCCUGGUUGGACUGCCCGUCCUAAUCAUAUGGUUUCGCAACCGAUGAGUAAUCAAACUAGUAAUGGUAAUGGUAAUGGUAAUGGUAAUAGUAAUAGUAAUGCUGCUUCUACUCCUGCUUGUAAUUACAACAGUUACAUGAGCAUACAAGAACAGGCAAGGUUGAUGGCAGGUGGUAGACUUCGGCCUCUGUCUCAUCUUCCGCCUCAGCCUCAGCCUCGGCCUCAGUCUCAGCCUCAACCUCCGGUUUCAGUGGAUACUGAUUCUGAUCAGGAGGCAUGGUCGAAUGAUUCUGCGGAUAGUUUGCCGCCAGAGAGGCCGGGGUUUGAGAGGAGGAAGCGGCCGAGGAUGGAUGUUGACAAUAGGGGAGGAGAAAGGGGGAAUGUGAAGGGAAAGGGGAAGGGGAGUGAGAAUGGGAAUGGGAGAGAAAAGAAAGCGGCUGUGAGGGUGUGGGGGAAUUCGGUGAGGGAGUUGACGAGGGCGAUUUUGAAGUUUGGGGAGGCGUAUGAGACGGCAGAAAGCACGAAAUUGCAGCAUGUUGUAGAGAUGGAGAUGCAGAGGAUGAAGUUUGCUAAGGAGUUGGAGUUGCAAAGGAUGAAGUUUAUGAUGAAAACUCAGCUGGAGAUUUCGCAAUUGAAUGGUAAUGGGAGUAAUAAUAGUGAUAGUAGAGGUGGUGGAAGUGGUGGUAUUGGAGGUGGAGAAAAUAAUCGUAAUAAUAAUAAUCGUCAUCAUCUUCAUGGGAAUCAUCUUAAUCAUGCUAACAGUGAUAGUAGUAAUUAGUUGUAGUAGUACAAGUCUGGAAGAAGAAGAGGAAUAUAUUAGAUCAUGUCUUUUUUAUCCAUCCCCCUAUUUUAGUAGUUUGUUGAUGACUAUUGAUGAGGCUAUGAACCAAAGAUGAUGAAAACUUGAGUCUGUUUUUGGCAGGGAAAGAUUUGUAAGCUCUGAUUGUUAUAAUCAUUUAAUUGUGGAAAAAAUUAAAAGGUUCAAACUGUUUUGUAA
Molecule: messenger RNA, 2155 nt
Organism: Beta vulgaris subsp. vulgaris (sugar beet)
Lineage: Eukaryota; Viridiplantae; Streptophyta; Magnoliopsida; Caryophyllales; Amaranthaceae
Product: trihelix transcription factor ASIL2
Exons: 1
Coding region: 383-1936 (517 amino acids)
Cellular component (GO): nucleus
Molecular function (GO): transcription cis-regulatory region binding
Source: RefSeq, a predicted model, not a curated record